UUUUUGGUCUGAAGAAAGAGGCGAAGUUGCCAGCUGAGAAAAAUGGCAGCGUAACGCAGAGACUGAGUGAGGGAGUCUGGUAGAAGAGAGCGUCCAUCGCGAUUUUCGAUGAGGAAGGAAACACCGAGAAGAACCCAAAAGCCAGAAGAAGAAUUGCAGACACCAAACCUUCUCCUCCACCCAAUCUCUUCGUCUUCAGCUCCAAUUCUUCCUCCUGGCUCCGUACGCGAGGAGCAGCAGCGGCAGCGGUAACAUGUGCCGGCAGGAGGCGCGGGUGCGGAUGUCGGCGGAGGAAGAAAUUGCGGCGGAGGAAAGCCUCUCUGUCUAUUGCAAGCCUGUUGAGUUCUACAACAUUCUCCAACGCCGCGCUAUUAGAAAUCCGGCGUUUCUUCAAAGAUGUUUGAGCUACAAAAUAGAGGCCAAGCACAGAAGGAGGAUACAAAUGACGGUUUCCAUUUCGAUGUAUGAGAAGGAAGGUGUACAAACCCAUAAUCUCUUUCCUUUGUAUGUUUUGGCCAGACUAGUUCCUGAUGUUGCGGUUCCAGAGUAUUCUGCUACAUAUCGAUUCAGUCGAGCUUGCAUGUUAAGCAAUUCCACUGGGGUUGAUGGGAGUAGUCAACUUCAAGCACAUUUUAUUCUGCCUGACAUUAAUAAGCUAACACUGGAGGCUAAAUCUGGCUCACUUGCAAUCUUGCUCGUCAGCUUUGUGGGAGCACAAAAUCCAUUUCGUGGAAUCAAUUUAUCCAAGGGUCCUGUGGAUAUGUCUUCUUUCCCUUCAAAUGCAGGAGGAUAUUGUCUAUGGAGCAAGAUACCACUUGAAUUACUUUAUAUCUCUUGGGAGAAUUCUCCUAAUUUUGGUUUGGGACAGAGAGCUGAGAUGAUUUCAACAACUGACAUGCGCUCUUGCUUCUUGAAGUUGAGCUGUUUAAAUGAGAACAAGUGCCUUAUGAUUGCAACUCCCCAUAAUCCAGAAACUGUUGUCAUUUCUCAGCUAGUGCAGGUCACCAUUUCUGCAGAGGAAUUUGGUGCUAGGGAAAAAUCACCUUAUAGCACUUACAUAUGUAGUGACAUUCCUUCUUCAUCAUUGCCUCAUAUCAUUCGGUUAAGGGCAGGAAAUGUGAUUUUUAAUUAUAGAUACUACAACAAUACAUUGCAACGGACAGAAGUAACCGAAGAUUUUUCUUGUCCAUUUUGCUUGGUUAGUUGUGCAAGCUUCAAGGGUCUGAGACAUCAUUUGUUCUCAUCACAUGAUCUCUUCAACUUUGAAUUUUGGGUAACCGAAGAGUAUCAAGCUGUAAAUGUGUCUGUGAAAACUAAUUAUUGGGGAUCUGAGAUUGUUGCUGAUGGUGUUGAUCCUAAGCAACAAGUAUUCUCCUUUUGCUCAAAGCCACUAAGACGCAGAAGACCCAAGAGCCUAUAUCAAAAUGCAAAGCACGUACAUCCUCACGUCUUAGAGUCUGACUUUCCUUCUGGACUUUGUGAGCUUUUGGACAAGGCCGAUGAUGCUCAUUCUAGUAGAGGUGAUAAGGCUAGAAUAUCAGGGUUUUCAAGCUCCAUGCUACCGUCAUAUGGUGAUCCUGGUUGCGUUCAGUCAGUAUCGGGAAACAAUUUUGCACCUCCAACGCUUCCAUUUGCAAAGACAAGAAAGUUAUCUGUUGAGCGCCCAGACCCUAGAAACUGUGCCCUCCUGCGGAAGAGAAAGUUCUUUCACUCCCAUAGGGCCCAGCCGAUGAUGUUGGAACAAGUUUUGUCAGAUCAGAAUAGUGAGGAUGAGGUUGAUGAUGAUGUUGCUGAUCUUGAAGACCGAAGGAUGCUUGAUGAUUUUGUUGAUGUGACUAAAGAUGAGAAGCAAAUGAUGCAUAUGUGGAACUCCUUCGUGAGGAAGCAACAGGUAUUGGCCGACGGUCAUAUUCCUUGGGCAUGUGAGGCAUUUUCGAGAUUGCACGAGCAUGAUCUUGUCAAAUCCCCUGCUCUGAUAUGGUGUUGGAGAUUAUUUAUGAUCAAAUUGUGGAAUCAUGGUCUCCUUGAUGCACGCACCAUGAACAACUGUAACAUUAUUCUUGAACAAUGUCAAAGCCUGGCUUCGGAACCCCAAAGUUAAAAGAGAUUGUUUUGUUCAUCAGAGUCGGGCAUCUUCUUACUGCUGUGCUGAUCUUGGUGCCUGCAUUUUGUACGAUGUGUUCUUAUUUCGUAGUUUACUUUCUCUAUGCUUAUUGUCUUGCUGUAAUCAGAGCCGUAUGCGAUUUUCCAGAUGAAUGUAGAACUGUACUAUAAUCCAUGUAUCUACCAGAGAAAAUAUGUAAGUAGAAACUAUGGGCAAAUAAAUUCCAAUCAAUUUCUUAUAAAAAUAAUUCACCUUCUUUCUUU
Messenger RNA from Malus domestica (apple), 2367 nucleotides. Its product is annotated as polycomb group protein EMBRYONIC FLOWER 2-like. Gene Ontology annotation, cellular component: nucleus. The record is from RefSeq and is a predicted model, not a curated record. Gene Ontology annotation, molecular function: chromatin DNA binding. NCBI's taxonomy places the organism in Eukaryota, Viridiplantae, Streptophyta, Magnoliopsida, Rosales, Rosaceae.